Protopolystoma xenopodis is the source of this 312-nucleotide messenger RNA. The record is from the annotation of a GenBank genome assembly. NCBI's taxonomy places the organism in Eukaryota, Metazoa, Platyhelminthes, Monogenea, Polystomatidea, Polystomatidae.
AUGCCGAUUGCGGCCAAUAGCUCCAGUAAACCCCACGGUCUUUUGUUGACGCAGCUCUCUUUUAUUCUAUCGAAAGGCGUCAAUCCACUUAUUUUGCUUUCAGCCGUUUCAGAUGAAUUCAUUGACGGUUUUAAAGGUCUACAUCAUGCCAGUGGAGAACCGAUCACCAUAUUUGCACCCGAUGCAGCCGGAGCUCACGACUCGCAGAGCCGCCUGAACAGGUACGCAACUUCUCAAGUCAUGCUACUUUCCACAUUUUCAGUACAAGCCCAGCCAAAAAAGGUGUGCCGUUUUGGUUACUUGUGUGUGUAG